UUGGAGUCGGAGGUUCUGCGCUCGAGCCGAUCCUCCCUCUCUCCGCGCGCGGGGUCCCCCUCGCCUUCUGUCAUGGCUUCCUCCGAUGUGGCUCGGCAGUUGCGGUAUUCACCUGAGUUUGGAAUGAGAGCACACUCGAAUCCCACACCAGAUAAUCAAGAUGCAAAGAGACAGAAUUGUCGUACCUUAUCCUUAUCUGGUCAUGUUGGUUUUGAUAGUUUACCAGAUCAAUUGGUUAACAAAUCAAUCCAUCAGGGUUUCUGCUUCAAUAUUCUCUGUAUCGGUGAGACAGGACUUGGAAAAUCAACCUUGAUUGAUAGUUUGUUUAAUACAAGUUUUGAUGACCGCAUGUCAACACACUUUCAGCCGAACGUAAGACUUAAAGCUCAGACAUAUGAGCUUCAGGAAAGCAAUGUUCGGUUGAAGUUGACCAUUAUAAGAACAAUUGGAUUUGGUGACCAGAUAAACAAAGAUGAUAGCUAUCAGCCGAUAGUGGAUUAUAUAGAUGCACAGUUUGAAGCCUAUCUCCAGGAAGAGCUGAAAAUUAAACGCUCCUUAUAUAAUUACCACGACACUCGCAUCCAUGUGUGCCUUUACUGCAUUUCUCCCACAGGGCAUUCACUUAAAACUCUGGAUUUAUUAACCAUGAAAAAUCUUGAUAGCAAGGUGAAUAUUAUUCCAGUUAUAGCGAAAGCCGAUGCACUUUCUAAAUCCGAACUGCAGAAGUUUAAGAUCAAAAUAAUGAGUGAACUGGUCAGUAAUGGAGUCCAGAUAUAUCAGUUUCCAACAGAUGAUGAGGGCAUUGCUAAGAUCAAUGCCACCAUGAAUGGACAUUUGCCAUUUGCUGUAGUGGGGAGUACAGAAGAGAUAAAGAUUGGAAACAAAACAGUAAAAGCUCGCCAGUAUCCUUGGGGCAUUGUGCAAGUGGAAAGUGAGAAUCACUGUGAUUUUGUGAAGCUCCGUGAGAUGCUGAUUUGUACAAAUAUGGAAGAUCUGAGAGAGCAGACUCACAUGCGCCAUUAUGAGCUGUACCGGCGCUGUAAAUUGGAGGAGAUGGGUUUCCAAGACACAGGCCCAGAAAACCAGCCUGUCAGUGUACAGGAGACUUACGAAGCUAAGUGGCAUGAAUUUCUUGAGGAGUUUCAACAAAAAGAAGAAGGGAUGAGGCAGACGAUGGUGCAGAGGGUCAAAGAAAAAGAAGCGUUGCUGAAAGAAGCAGAGCGAGAACUGCAAGUGAAGUUUGAGCAUCUGAAGCGACUUCACCAGGAAGAAAGGAUGAAAGUGGAAGAGAAAAGAAGGCUUCUGGAAGAGGAGAUUAUGGCAUUCAAUAAAAGAAAAGCUGCCUCAGAUAUACUGCAUGGGCAGGCUCUUGUCUCAACACCCACUGUUACUUUAAAAAAAGAUAAGGAACGCAAGAACUCUGGCUUUAUGUGAAGCUGAAGUUACAAGAAGAAAUUGUUCACAGUGAUCUGUGAGAACUUGGAUUUUCCCCUUUGUUCAUAAUACAAGCUAACUUGAAAACUGACCACUGCUUAACAAAGGAAAAGUAUAUUAAACUGUGUAAUCAAUAAGGCAUAUUGUAGGUUGAUGUUGCAUUAAUUAUAUUUAAAUGGACAUUUUAAAGCAGCUAUUGAUAUGCACUUAAGACUUUAUGUACUCCUGGUCGAGUCACAUGCACUUCAAGUGCAGUGCCAGAGAUUGUUGUGCCAUUAAGCAGUUUUCAUUCCACUUAUGAAUGCUGUAGUACAGCAGUAUUUAGUGAACAUAUAUUGUAAUGGUUUUGAAGAACCAUUUGGGAUAUGUUUACUGUACACCAUUUAACGUUAACUUUUGAAGCAUUUACUGAAUUGUAUGAAAUAUGGUAAACCUGUUUAAUAACGGCUUAUUUUUUCUGACAGUACUUUUAUAAAUGCACUUUCUAGUUUUGUGAUAAUGCUAAACUUUCAAAUUAAAAUGGAUCACGGUUAAUUUCAAUACUCCAGUAUUCAUGCAAGUCUAGCUGUCGCUUCAAAAUGCAUAUUGAGAGCCAAGGUAGUUAAAGAGAUGUCUUCUGCUUGAGCAGUUUUUUAUUGUGAUUCAUUGUAUGUUGCCAAUACAAUGGAGAUUAGAAGUUAAAAAACAAAGCCCAGUUUUAAUGUGUGUCCUGACAAUUUAAAUUCACUUUUAAUGUCAUACCUAAAAUUCCCUGGAUUAAUGCCACCUUCCAGUUUUAAGACUUCACUGACUAAAACUGGAUUGUUGGCUUUAAAAUCGCUGAGAACAAACUAAUACUGAAUUCCUGUGUGCAUUUACUAGGGAGUAAGUUCUUUUGAACUCAGUGGGGACUUGUUUCUGAGUAAACUUGUACAGAAUUGCAAUGUAAAUGUAAACUAUCAUAGUUUAAAAUAGUUGUGAAUAUUCUGCCGAUUCCCAUUUACUAAUGAACAGCAGCUGUUACCCAAAGAGGCAGUCUCCUCUUUAAUUGGGUGAAAUUAGCUUGAAGGAGACAAGUGAGAGGGUUACUGGGAUCUCCACCAAUGUUUAUGGGGAUUUUCCCUUACAGAACUCUCAAAAUA
Molecule: messenger RNA, 2555 nt
Organism: Gekko japonicus
Lineage: Eukaryota; Metazoa; Chordata; Lepidosauria; Squamata; Gekkonidae
Gene: SEPTIN10
Product: septin 10
Exons: 11
Coding region: 73-1434 (453 amino acids)
Biological process (GO): cytoskeleton-dependent cytokinesis
Cellular component (GO): microtubule cytoskeleton; cell division site; septin ring
Molecular function (GO): molecular adaptor activity; GTP binding; GTPase activity
Source: RefSeq, a predicted model, not a curated record